AAAUAGGCGCAUGUGUGUGUUUGUAAGUCGGGGACAGGGCCGAGAGGCUCGCACAGGCGGCCCGCAGCUGGGACGAGCUUCUCCCGGCCCAGGCCCGAGCGAGCGGGGAGGCGGCCCCAGGGUAGCGGGGGAGCCCGUCUUGUGCCAGCCCCGCCGAGGUGCCACGAAGGGCGGAGGACGAGGACGACUGCGGCAGCGCUUCUGCCCCCGCCUCCCCCAUGAGCCAGUCCUGCCGUGACGCCGCGGCGAGCCGCACAGGCGCAGCAGCUCCUAGCGCUUGUUGUAUCCGGCCGGCCGGCCCCCUCCUCCCUCUCCCCUUCCUUCCUUCCUUCCUUCCUUCCUUCCUUCCUUCCUUCCUUCCUUCCUCCCUCCCUCCCUCCCUCCCUCCAGAGUCAUCGCGGUCGGUGCUGCCAUCGUCGCCGCUGCUGCUGUGCGCGCCCUCCCUGCCCCCUGUGCGCCCGGCCGGCAGCGCCUCCGAUCUCCCUGGUUGCCCCAUGAAGCGAUGGCAGCGGCCAACUUCGUCAAGAUCCAGAUAGGGAUCUACGUGGAGAUCGAGCGCAGCGAUGGCCGGAUUCACCAAGCUAUGCUAACAUCCCUAAAUGAAGAUAGUGAAAGCGUAACUGUUGAAUGGAUUGAAAAUGGAGUUGUUAAAGGCAAAGAGGUUGACUUGGAGGGCAUAUUUUCACUUAACCCAGAUCUUGCACCUGAUGAAGAUAUUGAACCUAGUCCAGAGACACCACCACCACCUAUUCCAGCAGCCAAAGUAAACAAAAUCGUGAAGAGUCGACAAACCGUGGCACCUAUUAAGAAUGACACUUCUGCCAGAGAUAACAGAGUGGUUGGUUCUGCACGCGCACGGCCUACUCAGCUUCCUGAACAGUCUUCCUCCUCACAACAGAAUGCAUGUAGAAAAUCUAAUUGUGUAAAAGAGGUUGAAAAAUUGCAAGAGAAACGUGAAAAAAGAAGGUUACAGCAGCAGGAACUUAGAGAAAAAAGAGCUCAGGAUGUUGAUGCUACAAACCCAAAUUAUGAAAUUAUGUGUAUGGUAAGAGAUUUCAGGGGAAGUUUGGAUUAUACACCACUGACAGCUGCAGAUCCUAUUGAUGAGCACAGGAUAUGUGUUUGUGUACGAAAACGACCACUCAAUAAAAAAGAAACUUUAAUGAAAGACCUUGAUGUAAUAACAAUUCCUAGUAAAGAUGUUGUGAUGGUACAUGAACCAAAACAAAAGGUGGAUUUAACAAGGUACCUAGAAAACCAAACUUUUCGUUUUGAUUAUGCCUUUGAUGACACGGCUUCUAAUGAAAUGGUUUACAGGUUUACGGCUCAACCGUUAGUGGAGACCAUAUUUGAAAGGGGAAUGGCCACUUGUUUUGCAUAUGGACAAACAGGUAGUGGAAAAACCCAUACUAUGGGUGGUGACUUUUUAGGAAGGAACCAAGAUUGUUCUAAAGGAAUAUAUACACUUGCAGCUCGAGAUGUCUUUUUAAUGCUAAAGAAGCCAAAUUAUAAUAAGUUAGAACUUCAAGUAUAUGCAACAUUUUUUGAGAUCUACAGUGGUAAGGUUUUUGACUUGUUGAACAGGAAGACAAAAUUAAGAGUGUUAGAAGAUGGUAAACAGCAAGUCCAGGUGGUGGGAUUACAGGAACGGGAAGUCAAAUGUGUUGAAGAUGUUCUUAAGCUUACUGAAAUAGGCAACAGCUGCAGGACAUCUGGCCAGACAUCUGCAAAUGCACACUCAUCUCGAAGCCAUGCAGUGUUUCAGAUUAUUCUCAGAAGGAAAGGGAAAUUGCAUGGUAAAUUUUCUCUGAUUGAUUUGGCUGGCAAUGAAAGAGGAGCAGAUACUUUCAGUGCUGAUAGGCAGACACGACUGGAAGGUGCGGAAAUUAACAAGAGCCUUUUAGCACUCAAGGAGUGCAUUAGAGCCUUAGGCCAAAAUAAACCUCAUACACCAUUCAGAGCAAGUAAACUUACUCAGGUGCUAAGAGAUUCAUUCAUAAGAGGAAACUCCCGUACCUGUAUGAUUGCUACAAUUUCUCCAGGGAUGGCAUCAUGUGAAAACACUCUAAAUACAUUGAGAUACGCAAAUAGAGUAAAGGAAUUUGGAAUUAGUCCUUCAGACAUUCCCUUCUCACAGGGUAGCGGCAGUCGCUCUGAUCUCUCUCCUUCCUAUGAGGUGAAGGGGCUGAAGAUUGGUUGUAGUACUGCAGAAGAUAUCCAUCCCACUGUACACCAUGCUCCCAAUCAGAUCGAUGACUUAGAGACACAGUGGGGUGUGGGGAGCUCUCCUCAGAGAGAUGAUCUCAAACUGCUUUGUGAACAAAAUGAAGAGGAAGUUUCUCCACAGUUGUUUACUUUCCAUGAAGCUGUGUCACAAAUGGUAGAAAUGGAAGAGCAAGUAGUAGAAGACCACAGGGCUGUCUUCCAGAAAACUAUUAGAUGGCUGGAAGAUGAAAAAGCUCUUCUUGAGAUGACAGAAGAAGUAGACUAUGAUGUGGAUUCUUAUGCUACCCAACUUGAAGCAAUUCUAGAGCAAAAAAUUGAUAUUCUGACCGAACUUAGAGAUGAAGUGAAAUCUUUCCGGACAGCUCUUCAAGAGGAGGAACAGGCCAGUAAACAGAUCAACACGAAAAGACCAUGUACCCUUUGAAAUGGGCCUCUGCUGCUGAAGGAAUCUAUGAACCCAUACUGCUGUAGCACACAUUUGUUACAAAACCCAGUGGCUGUAAGAACUCAACUACUUGCAAGUGUAAAAACAUUAGAAAUGUCUGUUGAAAUGUCCUGUUUGUUAUUCACCUGAAUGACAUUUUCAGUUUUGUGUGAAAUGCUCCCAUGAUGUCUACAAAAUGCUUCUAGACCAGACAGUACAACCAUGCAGGGUUCAGAUUUGUGAAGCACUUUUUGUUUAAAAUAUUUCAUUUAUUCAAAUUGUGAAUUCGAUGUUUGGAAAUAUUUGCCAUGUUUA
Molecule: messenger RNA, 2965 nt
Organism: Harpia harpyja (harpy eagle)
Lineage: Eukaryota; Metazoa; Chordata; Aves; Accipitriformes; Accipitridae
Product: kinesin-like protein KIF2A
Exons: 21
Coding region: 503-2650 (715 amino acids)
Biological process (GO): microtubule-based movement
Molecular function (GO): microtubule motor activity; microtubule binding; ATP binding
Source: RefSeq, a predicted model, not a curated record